Molecule: messenger RNA, 4291 nt
Organism: Menidia menidia (Atlantic silverside)
Lineage: Eukaryota; Metazoa; Chordata; Actinopteri; Atheriniformes; Atherinopsidae
Source: the annotation of a GenBank genome assembly
AUCAGGUGUGCUGAAGCAGGGAAAACCUACGGGACAGCAGUGGCCCUUUUGGGGCUCCGUACUGAACUAAGCAGCCAAUCAGAGCAGAGCAGACGGGCCCUCCCUCCGGCUGAUCCAAUCUAUCUCUAACCCGUCAACAGGGUGCGCAUAGCGGAAGUUUCUUGAUUUGUGUUCACUGUUUUCUGCUUAAUCUGGAACUGCAGUGGCCUCCUGACGACAUCUGCCUGCAGCUGGAAUAUAAUAUCAGAUCUGAUCUCCAAUUUUUAUCCUGUGCGCAUCAGAUGCCCUUUAUUCUGAAAAUCCAGCCGCCGGAAGCCGAGUUCUGACCUGUCAGCGUUGACAGACGGAGUCCAUCAGCUGGACGACCGACAGCGGCACUGACCCAUUUCACAGGCCGGAGCACGACAGCAGCGAGCAGGCGUCCGGUUCUUCUGCCUCCACGCCGGUUCUCAUGUCCGGCCGUGACGGACGUGCAUCGGCCGGGUUCCGGGAGGCAGCAGCUGCCGGCCUGGAGGCACCUUGACGCGGGUGAUCCCGGAUUAAACAGUUUGCCUCAGAGCUGCUGAGCCCCUGGAGCCUCCUGAGGCGGCCAUGUUGGAUCUCCUCCUCAGAGAGGAGGUGUGGAGUCGUCCUCAGCCGUGUCCUCUCAGCAUCUCGCUGCCGACCUAACGCCCCCGUCUCCUCUUCCAGCCGACCAGGACACAGGUUCUGGGUCCGGUCCGAUCAUGACCUAUGCACCACAGCAGCUGCUCCCCUGGAGCCUACCUCACCUGUUCCUGACCUACCUCUGGCUCCUGGCCCCGCCCACAGGUGUGUCGGGGCUGUGCCGGGUCACCGGCGGCGUGCUGGGGAUCCACUGGAGCAGCACCAUUGGCCUGGGCUGGUACCCGCUGGCGGCGGGCCGGGGGGGGGCCACCUGCUGGGAGUCCUGCUGCCUGGAGCCCAGCUGCCAGGCCGUGUGGAGCCUGGGGGGCCACUGCGUGCUGCUCAGCUGCCCCCGGCCGGCAGCAGGGGGGGGCUGCACCAUCAGCGCCCUGCCGCAGCCCCACCAGGAGUCCCUGGGGCUGCUGCAGCUGCUGGCCAAGGGUCCCGUCAGGAAGCGGCGCAGGAACCCUCGGAACGCCGGACGCCACGGCGUGCACACGGGAGGCCCCGCCCACAAGGCAGACCCGGUGCCUCAGCGCCCGUCGUCCACGGCGCCGAGCGCCACAACCGCCCAGACGGCCCGGCAGAACCGGCAGAACCUCACCCUGCCCGCCAACGGCAGCUCCGAGUCCGGCCCGGACCGGCAGAACUCCACGGGACCCGGAACCGAGGAGCCGCCAGCGUCUUCCAACAGCAGUGAUGUCAUCACCCCGACCCCCGCCCAGGUGAAGGAGCUGGUGGUGUCGGCCGGCCAGAGCGUGGAGGUGACGCUGCCUAGCAGCGAGGUGGAGCUCAACGCCUUCGUGUUGCCGACGCCCCCUGCAGGAACAGACUACGCCUUCGUCUGGCGCCUGAUAACGCACCCCAAAGACUACAGCGGCGUGAUGGAAGUGAAGAAGAGCCCGUCGCUGAAGCUCAGCAAGCUGACGGUGGGCCUGUACGAGUUCGGGGUGACGGUGGACGGAGAAGGCGCCCACGGCGAGGGAUUCGUCAAUGUGACCGUCAAACCAGAGCCGCGGGUCAACAAGCCUCCGGUGGCCGUGGUGUCGCAACGGUUCCAGGAGCUGACGCUGCCCACCAGCUCCACCGUGAUCGACGGGAGCCAGAGCACCGAUGAUGACAAGGUGGUCUCCUGGCACUGGGAGGAGGUCCGGGGGCCCCUGAGGGAGGAGAAGGUCUCUGCCGACACCGCCGUGCUCACCCUGAAAGGCCUGGUGCCCGGUAACUACACCUUCAGUCUGACGGUCACCGACUCGGACGGCGCCACAAACUCCACUCUGGCGUCGCUCUCCGUCAACAAAGCCAAGGACUACCGGCCGGUGGCCAACGCCGGCCCCAACCAGGUCAUCCAGCUGCCGCACAACUCCAUCACUCUGAACGGCAACCACAGCACCGACGACCACGACUCGCUGUCCUACGAGUGGUCGCUCAGCCCCGAGAGCAAAGACAAGGUGGUGGAGAUGCAGGGCGUGCGCACGCCGACCCUGCAGCUGUCCGCCAUGCAGGAGGGGGACUACACCUUCCAGCUGACAGUGACCGACUCGGCGGGGCAACAGGACACCUCGCAGGUCACCGUCAUCGUUCGUCCAGAGAACAACAAGCCGCCGGUGGCCGACGCCGGGCCCGACAAGGAGCUGACGCUGCCGGUGGACGGAACCACGCUGGACGGCAGCUCCAGCAGCGACGACCAGAAGAUCGCCACCUACCACUGGACCAAGACCAGCGGACCCGACGGCGUUAAGAUCGAGAACGCAGAGGGCGCCGUUGCCACGGUGACGGGCUUGGAGGUCGGCAUGUACAAGUUCACGCUGACGGUCGGUGACGAGCGGCAGCUGGAGAGCAGCGACACGGUGACCGUCGUCGUCAGGGAAGAAAAGGACCAGCCUCCGGUGGCCCGCGUCCUGCCCAACGCGCCCGUCUCGCUGCCCUCCAGGACGGCCGCCCUGGACGGGUCGCGGUCCUGGGACGACAAGGGGGUGGUCAGCUACCUGUGGACCAGGGAGGACAGCAGCCCGGCGGCCGGGGUGGAGCUGCUGCUGGAGGUGCCGGUGUCCCAGGUGUCCCAGCGCCAGCGCGACAUGCUGCUCCGGCAGGUCGGCGUGCUGCUCGGCGUGCUGGACAGCGACAUCAUCGUCCGGGACAUCAGCGCCUUUAACGAGCACAGCACCCGCCUGGUGUUCCUGGUGUCGGGCGGACCGGGCCGGCCGCCGCUGUCGGGCCGCGGCGUCGCGCUCAGCCUCAGGAACAAGCUGCGCAAGCAGAAGAACGACUUCCUGAUCUUCAAGGCCCGGCGGGUCGACACCGUGGUGUGCCAGCUGAACUGCUCGGGCCACGGUGAGUGCGACCCGUUCUCCCGGCGCUGCGUGUGCCACCCCUUCUGGAUGGAGAACUUCAUCAGAGCCCAGCUGGGAGAUGCCGUCAGCAACUGUGAGUGGAGCGUGCUCUAUGUGACCAUAGCAUCCUUCCUGAUCCUGGUUGCCAUGGCGACGGUUGCCUGGGCGACGGUGUGCUGCUGCAGGAGGCGUAAAAGCAAAGUCCGUCGGAGCAAAAGCCGCUACAAGAUGAUCGAAGACCAAGAAGGUCUGGAGCUGCCCCAACGAACUGCCCGGCUGAAGCUGGCCCCCGCCCCCUCCUCCUCAGCCCUCAUGCGCUCGGACUCGGAGCUGGACAGUGAUGACCAUGGCGGCGUCUCCUGGGAGCAGGAGCGAGGACACCUGCUGCGGCCCAACGGCUCGCUGAGGAACGGCAAGAAGCCCAGAGAGGAGCUGCUAUAGGGCAGGGCUCCUCCCCCAGGACUGAGGGGGGAGGGGGGCGGGGCUACCUGACAGACUAAACGAGCACCGACCACUGCCAGCCGGGCCGCCGGCCGCCACUGCAUGUGUGGCGUCCUGGGAGCGUCCAGAGCCCUUUUGUUUUACGUUGUUUUAUGUCCCGACCCCCCCACGGCGGGUGCCAUGGCGACCGGAUCCCCCCACAGCGUCCCGACCACCCCCUCACGGCAGGCGUUAUGGCGUCCCGACCUCCCCACGGCUUCCUGACCCCCCCACAGCGGGUGCCAUGGCGUCCUGACCCCCCCACGGGGAUCUGACCCCUCCCAAGCCAUUCCCUCUCUUGAACCACUGAGUCUGCGAUCCGACGCACUUUGAGUCUAAGUUUAUUUUACUGUUUGGGUCAAAGGGAGCCGACCUGUGAGGUCAGAGGUCGGAGGUCAGCCAGAGGGCGGGGCCUGUUUUACAGGGCACAGGGUUUUCUGAAUGUGAAUUUUUCUUUAUCUUAAACAAAAUAAGUACUGUUUUUUUUAGUAGAUUUGAUUCAUUCUGAGUUACAAAAAGCUCCAUAAAGGCUCCUGGUGGCCGUGCACGCCCCUGGCUGACCUUUGACCCCUGGACCCGCUGGCUGCAUGCAGAAUGUGAAUCGGAGCCACUGUGGCCGCCUUCCUGAAUGUUUGGAGUCCAGCUGUGAUCCUGGAACCGUUUUUAACCUUUUCUGUUACGUUGGGACCGGCAGAACCGACCUGCAGAGCUCACUGUGAAGGCAGAACCAGCAGGUCCGACUGCUGGUUCCGGUUCUGAUGAAGGAUCGUUCUGUCCUCUGAGUUGUUGAAACUGGAUCAUCUGUAAAUGAAAAUAAAACUUUAGCUUUUUGA